This is a messenger RNA of Danio aesculapii, 4480 nucleotides long. It is a transcript of the gene npepps, whose product is annotated as aminopeptidase puromycin sensitive. Bases 30 to 2813 code for a protein of 927 amino acids. NCBI's taxonomy places the organism in Eukaryota, Metazoa, Chordata, Actinopteri, Cypriniformes, Danionidae. Gene Ontology annotation, molecular function: metalloaminopeptidase activity; zinc ion binding; peptide binding. The transcript has 23 exons. The record is from RefSeq and is a predicted model, not a curated record. Gene Ontology annotation, biological process: proteolysis; peptide catabolic process. Gene Ontology annotation, cellular component: cytoplasm.
CACAACGAGGACCAUCUCCAGCGUUUUGUAUGUUGUUUUUCAUGAGUUGUCGGGUGUCUCUGUCAGUCAUUCGGCUAGCCCUACCCCGCAAUCCGACUCCAAUAGCGAAGCCCGUGUCUCUGACUCUCCGAGCGAGCAGACUCUUAGUCCGUUUUAAUUUGGUCUCCAGCGUAUCAACAUUAACGUUAUUCAGCAUGCCCGAGCGGAGGCCCUUCGUGCGGUUGCCCACUGACGUUUACCCCGUCAACUACGGGCUGCGCCUCAAGCCCGACCUCGUCGACUUCACCUUCGAGGGCAAACUGGAGGCAGCCGUAGAGGUUACACAAGGGACAAACCAGAUUGUGAUGAACUGUGCUGAUAUAGACAUAAUUACUGCUUCUUUUGUGCCUGAUGGGGGGGAAGAAAUUAACGCUACGGGAUUUAACUAUCAGAACGAGGAUGAGAAGGUGACCCUAUGUUUUCCCAGCACUCUGCAAAAAGGUUCAGGAUCAUUGAAAAUAGACUUUGUCGGAGAGCUGAAUGACAAAAUGAAAGGCUUCUAUAGGAGUAAAUACUCUUCUUCGGGUGAAGUUCGCUAUGCUGCCGUCACACAGUUUGAGGCUACCGAUGCACGUCGAGCUUUCCCUUGCUGGGAUGAACCAGCUAUCAAAGCCACUUUUGACAUCACGCUCAUCGUCCCAAAGGACAGAGUAGCCUUGUCGAAUAUGAAUGUUGUUGAUCGAAAGCCAUAUGCAGAGGAUCAGAGUCUGGUAGAGGUGAAGUUUGCCACAACACCCAUCAUGUCCACCUACCUAGUGGCGUUUGUCAUUGGCGAGUAUGACUUUGUGGAGAGUCAGUCGUCAGAUGGUGUGACAGUCCGAGUGUAUACUCCUGUUGGAAAGGCAGAGCAAGGGAAAUUUGCACUAGAGGUUGCCACAAAGACCCUUCCGUUCUACAAAGAUUAUUUCAGUGUUCCUUAUCCGUUGCCUAAAAUUGAUCUAAUUGCUAUUGCUGAUUUUGCUGCUGGUGCCAUGGAAAACUGGGGCCUUGUUACUUACAGGGAGACAGCGCUGUUGAUUGACCCAAAGAAUUCGUGUGCAUCGUCCCGCCAGUGGGUCGCUCUUGUAGUCGGUCAUGAACUAGCACAUCAGUGGUUCGGGAACCUAGUUACCAUGGAAUGGUGGACCCAUUUAUGGCUUAAUGAAGGCUUUGCAUCUUGGAUUGAGUACCUCUGUGUGGACCACUGUUUCCCUGAAUACGACAUCUGGACCCAGUUUGUAUCUGCUGAUUACACCAGGGCUCUGGACCUGGAUGCGUUAGAUAACAGCCACCCUAUUGAGGUUGAUGUCGGACACCCUUCUGAAGUGGAUGAAAUAUUCGAUGCCAUAUCAUACAGCAAAGGGGCCUCUGUGAUUCGCAUGCUGCAUAACUACAUUGGCGAUGAGGAUUUUAGAAAGGGAAUGAAUGCUUACCUUUUAAAGUUUCAGCACAAAAAUGCAUCUACUGAGGACCUAUGGGAAUGUUUGGAGCAAGCAAGUGGAAAGCCUAUUGCUGCAGUGAUGAAUUCCUGGACCAAACAAAUGGGCUUCCCUAUUAUUGUAGUGGAUCAAGAGCAGCAUGGCAGUGACCGUGUGCUGAAAAUCUCUCAGAAGAAGUUCUGUGCUAGCGGACCACGUAAUGAUGAGGACUGCCCCAACUGGAUGGUUCCCAUCAGCAUCUGCACUAGUGAGGACCCGAGCUGCACUAAGACAAAGAUUCUGCUGGACCAGCCUGAAACCACAGUUAACGUUACCAAUGUUGCACCUGACCAUUGGAUCAAGAUUAAUCCAGGAACUGUGGGAUUCUACAGGAUUCAGUACAGCUCCGCCAUGCUGGAGAGUUUGCUGCCUGGUAUCCGGGACCUCACACUGCUGCCUGUGGACCGUCUGGGUCUGCAGAACGACCUCUUCUCCUUGGCUCGAGCAGGUAUGAUCAGUACUGUGGAGGUGUUGAAGGUGAUGGAAGCAUUUGUGAAUGAGCCAAACUACACGGUGUGGAGUGACCUGAGCUGUAAUCUGGGUGUUCUGUCCUCUCUGCUCUCACACACUGACUUCCACGAGGACAUCCAGGAGUUCAUCCGAGAUCUCUUUACCCCCAUCGGCAUGAAGCUGGGAUGGGACAGCAGAACCGGAGAGGGUCACCUGGAUGCCCUGUUGCGGGGUCUGGUGCUGGGGAAGCUGGGUAAAGCGGGGCACAAGGCCACUCUGGAGGAGGCCCGGCGGAGAUUCAGAGAGCAUGUGGAGGGUAAACAGAUCCUGUCUGCAGACCUCAGGAGUCCAGUGUAUCUAACAGUUUUGAAGCACGGAGACAGCACGACGCUUGACACCAUGCUGAAGCUUCAUAAACAGGCAGACAUGCAGGAGGAGAAGAACCGCAUUGAGAGAGUGCUGGGAGCCAUUCCUGCCCCUGACCUCAUCCAGAGGGUUCUUAACUUUGCCCUGUCGGAGGAGGUUCGUCCUCAGGACACCGUGUCUGUAAUCGGGGGUGUCGCUGGAAGCAGCAAACAGGGCCGCAAAGCCGCGUGGAAAUUCGUAAGGGACAACUGGGAAGAACUUCACAACCGUUAUCAGGGUGGCUUCCUCAUAUCAAGACUCAUCAAGCUGACAGUGGAUGGGUUUGCAAUAGAUAAAAUGGCUGCUGAAGUUAAGAGUUUCUUUGAAAGUCAUCACGCGCCAGCAGCUGAGCGCACGGUACAACAGUGCUGUGAGAACAUCCUCCUGAAUGCCGCCUGGCUGAAGAGAGACGCAGACGACAUCCACCAGUACCUGCUUCAGCGGAAAACGCCACCCGUCUGACCUGAACUCUGACCUCAUGACCUCCCUGACCUGCUCACUCACUCCAAAAUGAGCAUCAUCUGGCUACUUUCAGCAAAAAAAAUACAAAAAAACAGAAAUGAUUACAAAACUGCAAUUUCAUCUUAACAAUUACCCAAGAGUCUAUCAAGAGAAGCCUAGGAAACCAGACUGUUAUUCACUCCCGAGUGUGACGUAGUUCCCCAUUCUGCCAGCGGGAGGCGCCAGAGCUGCGACUGAAGCGAUUCUCCAUGUUAUUUUUAUGAGCUGUUAAUGCAUGUACGCACACACACACGUCGUCACGUCAGUAUAACGCUCCUUUCACGCAGUGGUAUUAUAACGCAAACAUUUCUCUUUUCUUUACAUUCGAAACAAAAACAAGCAUGAUGUUGAUAUGCUCAAUUUUUAAGUUUGUUUGUGUUUUUUGUUCUGUACAAAUGACAACCUCCUCCUCCUGUUUUAUUAGUGAUGGCUGUAUAACGCAUUUUACCCAGAAUCUUCCGGCGGCGCGGAUGAGCGGCAGAAUGGGGGUUAAAGGUCGAGCUGCACUGGUAAUCGAAGGGACUCAAUGGUAACGGCUCUAAAUCCCAUUGGUUAGUAAUGGUUAGGACUGAAGACGCAUAAGCAUGGUACUCUGUGUAUAUUGUAAACCGCGAACAUUAGUUCUCAGACCUUCAAUUAAUCUGAAAUGUGAGUAUAUAUACAUACAACUUCUCUGUUCUUCGCCCUUGUCUCCUGUACGUCACAGUCAUCUGUUUUAACACCUCCAGAAAUCGAUGAAAUGGAGGAUAAACAUCAUUCGCAUCUGACAUGAUAAUACACAAAGCUCUUAGAUGAACUUUUUUAUAUAAGAUCUGUUUGAUUAAUAUCGUUUUUGAAGUCAAUUAUGGCAUUUGAGACUUUAAAAAGUAAUCAUGAUUCAACCGGGUUUCAAAAUGGAGGCCUUAAAUUUAAGCUGAUUUGGUUAAAUGAUCAAUGGUGUUUGUGACAAACAGAUAACAGCGGGCUCACGUUAAACACAUCCGACUUUCUGAUUUGGCGUCAAACGCGGGAUUCGUGAUCAUCAGAUUCUGUCUCUGAACUUUCCCUGAAAUGUGCUUUUGUUUUAAAAUACAAUUGAUGUUCAUUAAAGAAGAUGAGAAAUAAGACGGGCACAGCUGCAUUGUAGGAAUGCUGUGGUGGAUUUGUACGUUGACUCUUCAUGCUCUUAUGUUUGUGUGCAUUUUUGUACUAUACACGGAUAAACAUGUAUACCUUAAGUGUAGAUCGCGCCCUAGACGUUCAUAUGAUGUUUAAAAAAACAACAACAUAUCACUUUGAGUACAAAUGUAAAUAAUGAUUUCCAAUAAUGUGCAGCAGGUACAGUAGGAGGAAAGAUAGGGACUUAUCCGCUUUACAAAUGCUUGGUUUUGAGAGACUGAAGUAUAUAAUGAUGAUGAUGAUGCACAGGGUUGAUUUUGUGAGCUUGUGUUCACUGUGCGACAUGCAGAAUGAAUUUGCUGAAUGAAUUUUAACAGCAGACAAUAGUGUGACCGAUUUCACAAGGUUUUCUUUGCAUAAUUGCUCAAGACUACGUGGUGACUAGGGAAUAAAGAAAGUCACUGAUGCAAGAGAGAGAACUUGUGCAACGGACUGCUUCCGUUUAUAAACGUAUUAAAACUUUUAAACUA